AUGGCUAACCCGAAAAUUGCUUUGUUUUUGUUCCUAAUUACUUCAUGGACUUCAAUAACAAUCAUGAUCAGCCAUGCCAUGCCGCCACCACCACCUAUCCAGUGCAAUACCAGAACCUCAAGCUGCACCCUCCACAACUCGUACGGUAUAUGGGGCGAUAGAAAAGAUUGUUACGCUUCGAGAGUCAUUUACCCAACAACACAAGACCAACUUCUUUCAAUCGUUGCAGACGCGACAAAAAACAAACAUAAACUCAAAGUAGUCUCCAAAUUCUCACAUACCAUACCAAAGUUUGCUUGUCCAGCCAUUGGAAACUCAUCGGUUCUAGUUAGUACUGAGAAAUUCAACUCAAAAAUUGAUGUCAAUGUUGAUGGACUCACUGUGACUGUGGAUUCAGGAGUUGGUCUUCGGGAUUUGAUAAAUAAAGUAGAAGAUGUAGGAUUGAGCCUUGUAGCUGCACCUUAUUGGGAAGGUGUUAGUGUCGGCGGGUUAAUUAGUAGUGGUGCUCAUGGGAGUUCUUGGAAAGGUAAUGGAGGUGCAGUUCAUGAUCAUGUGGUUAACAUUGAUAUAAUUGUUCCUGGUUUACAAAAUGAAGGUUUUGCCAAGAUUCUUCAUUUGGAUGCUACAAAUAAUGAGUUGUUUGAUGCAGCCAAAGUAUCAUUAGGUACUUUAGGUAUCAUUUCCAAGGUAACACUAAGUUUGGAGAAAGGGUUCAAAAGAAGCAUAACCUUGAAUUUUACCGACGACGUUGGCUUGGAGGAUAGGUUUAUGAGUCAUGCCAAAACUCAUGAGUUUGGGGACAUUACGUGGUAUCCCUCCAAACACACGGCUGUUUAUAGGAAUGAUGAUCGGGUUCCCUUAACAACAAAAGGGGAUGGUACCAACGACUUCCUUGGAUUCCAGUCUAAUCUCAUUGCUGUCUCUAAAACUACAAGAGCAACCGAGAAAGCAUUGGAAAAUAAGAGAAAUGUUAAGGGAAAGUGUGCAAUGGCAAGUUCAUUCAUAGGCUACAAGAAACUAAUAGCGAAUGGGUUGAAAAAUAACCUGAUCUUCACAGGAUACCCGGUAAUAGGCCGCCAAGGCAAAAUGCAAACCUCUGGCUCAUGCUUAUACUCAUCAACAAGAGACAUUUUAAACGCAUGUGCUUGGGAUCCACGUAUUAACGGAUUAGUUUUCUAUGAAAGCACUGCCAUUUUCCCAGCAGAAAAAUUCGCGAACUUCAUCCGUGAUGUCAAGAAGUUAAGGGACUUAAAUCCAGACAACUUUUGUGGUAUUGACAUAUACAACGGAAUUUUAAUACGUUUCAUCAAGGCAUCCACUGCAUACCUAGGCCAACCUGUGGAUUCAGUUGUGAUUGACUUCAACUACUAUCGAGCCGACUCUGCAAUGACACCUAGGCUAAACCAAGAUUUGAUGGAAGAAAUGGAGCAAAUGGCAUUCUUGAAGUAUGAAGCAAGGCCACAUUGGGCUAAAAAUAGGAAAGUUGCAUUUACAAAAGUUGAGAAAAAGUACAAAUACUUCAAUAAGUUUAUGGCAGCUAAGCUGAAAAUGGAUCCACAAAACAUAUUUUCAAGUGAGUGGUCCAAUGAGUUGUUGUUUGGAAGUCAAGGAGGAGAGGAUUACAAUGGAUGUGCAUUGGAAGGGGAAUGUAUAUGUUCGGCACAUAGGCAUUGUAGUCCAAACAAUGGUUAUUUUUGUCAGUCUGGUCUUGUUUAUACACAAGCUCUUGUUUGUAGAUACUCACCCUCAUCUUAUAGUUGAUUGUAUAAUUUUGUUAAUAUCACUAAU
Molecule: messenger RNA, 1788 nt
Organism: Erigeron canadensis
Lineage: Eukaryota; Viridiplantae; Streptophyta; Magnoliopsida; Asterales; Asteraceae
Product: L-gulonolactone oxidase 3
Exons: 3
Coding region: 1-1761 (586 amino acids)
Cellular component (GO): membrane
Molecular function (GO): FAD binding; D-arabinono-1,4-lactone oxidase activity
Source: RefSeq, a predicted model, not a curated record